AUGCGCGAAACCCAACCUUCUAGCAUAUUCAUUGCACCUCUCAGAAUUCGCAAGGACAAUGACGACGACAGCCAUGGCGCGAUGGAGGAGUUGGCAUUGGCAGAGGCCAUCCACAGCCCGAGAUCAAUAGAUUCCCUCGACGACAUGAACUCCUCGCCUGCACGCUUCCACAACUACCUCCGAGCUCUGUAUCCCUUCCAGCCCUCGUCACCGCAUUCGUCCACCACGGUCACCCUCCCGCUCAGCGCAGGGGACAUCAUUCUGGUGCAUUCGGUCCAUGUCAACGGUUGGGCUGAUGGCACGCUGUUGGAGACCGGUGCUCGUGGGUGGCUACCGACCAAUUACUGUGAGGGCUACGACUAUGCUGCCAUGCGACCUCUUUUGAAGGCGUUGACCGAGUUCUGGGAUCUGGUGCGCUGCGCAAGCGAGACAAAUCUAGGCCUCUUUCGCAAUCAAGACUACAUGAGAGGCCUGGUUGCCGGGGUACGCGCUCUCCUGGAGCGGUCCAACUGUCUGACUCGGGAUUGUUUCUUGGUCAAACAACAAGAUGGGAUACGCAGAACGCGGAAGAGUCUGCUAUCUGACCUGGCGCUCCUUGUUCGAGCGGCCAAAGAGCUGCAGCAAGUCGUCAGCGUCGGUCAAGCACCCGACAAAGAGAUGCUCGACAUCAGGCUCGAUGAUAUGCUCCUGAAAGCCUUCAGGAUCGUCACGCGUGCCGUCUUGUUCUAUGAUGUGUGGACCGAGCAGGCAGAUGCAUCACCUGGAGCUGCAACAAGGUCAGCCGAGUCAUCUUUGGAGUCUAUCGCAGUCGUAGCGUCCCAACAGUCAAGUAGGUCGCACUCUACCAUUCGCCGUCACGUAUCGACGUCGGUCCAGGCCAAAGCUCCGGCCGUGAAUGGCAUGUCGAAGCAUAACAGUCACAAUUCAACAGUCAAUCCAACACACGUACGACGGCACUCCUCCAUUACACAUCGCAUGUCGUACACUCGCGCCCCGACACAGAAGAACUCCAACCUCAUCUCCGACUUUCUCCACCGCUCUUACGACGAAUUCCUGACAGUGCUAGCUUCAUUUCUCGGCUCGCACAUGCAGUCCAGGUCGUCGUCAGAACUAUUGCUCACCACACAAAACGCCGUGCGAGCAUGUCGUCAGCUCUUUGCCGUCGUCGAGACGGUCAUUGAUCGAGACUAUAGCACCUCCAGGCCGCUGGUCCAGGCGAAGGACUCCAUGUACGACGCCAUUACUGAACUGGUCCACGCUGCUCGACAAGUGUUCAAACCCAUCCGCUCUAUGGAUGAUGAUUUGAUCUAUUCGCCAGACGAGGCUCACAACUUGGUACAGGCCGCUACAGCUUGUGUCAGUGCCGCAGGGCGCUGCGUCACCAGGACAAAGACAACCUUGGAAGAGAUUGGUGACUUCGAGAUUGAAAAUCUCAGCUACCUUCUGGGACGCAGCUCUGGUGCUUCAAGCACACCGGAGCCAACAAGUCGGAACAUUUCCCCUGAUUUUCCCCCUUCCGGAGCCUCAAUCCCUGUCACAACGGAAGCCCACAAGCCGCAUGAGCGACCUCGCAUUGCCACCAAUCAGCCGUCGCUGACACCUCCCCUUUCCUUCCACACUUCGGAGUCUCCCUCCACUGGCACUGGUAGUAUUCCCCCGACCCCGCAGGAUGAGGCCGUCGCGGGCAUUAUCCGCUCCUCCCCUGUAGAGAACCCAUCUCUACUUCACCAGAAGGCGGCUCUGGCGCCUACGGCAUCGAAAACACCCACCGAGGUCAAGCACCACCGGCCAAGCGGCCAUGUGGUCAGAGGAAGUAUAAGCAGUAACAGCAGUUUCGAACGAAGUGAUCGGCGGUCGAAUCCCAGCAACGUUUCCUCGGCGUCCACACGCGUCACUUCAUUUCACGAAGAUCUUGGCAACGCAUUGAAGCCGUCCAUUUCCAGGCGCUCGCAUGAUGCGCGUAGCGACUCAAUUGAUGUGGCCGACGCGGAGGCUGAAAUCUUGGUGCAUUCAUUUGCACAAGAGCUCGUCUUUAAUCGAGAGGGCGUGGUCGUAGGGGGCACGCUCAAUGCCUUGGUGGAACGCUUGACAACACCCGAAUCAGCACCUGAUAUCUUCUUCGUCACGACCAUUUAUCUUACUUUUCGCCUCUUCACAACACCGGUGGACUUUGCAAAUGCUUUGCGAUUCCGGUUCGAGUAUGUCGGGGAAAAUGCAGACAUUGCAGGGCCUGUCCGACUCCGGGUCUACAAUGUGCUUAAGGGAUGGAUGGAAUCUCACUGGCGCCAUGAUUGUGACGACGCAGCACUCCCAGCGAUUGUGGGCUUUGCGAGGGAGUCUCUGGCUACUUCCCUGCCGAUGGCGGGUAAGAGAAUUCUCGGGUUGGCGGAGAAAGUUGCAAUGACCCAUGCGGCCAUCGUCCCGAGAGUCGUGGCAGCCAUUGGGAAGACAAGCACAUCGACCGCAACCUAUGUUGAUCCGAACACUCCGAUGCCCGGUCCCAUCAUCUCCAAAAGUCAGCUUACUGCGCUCCGAGCCUGGAAAAUGGGCGGAGGUUCGGUCACGAUCCUCGACUUUGACCCACAGGAGAUCGCACGUCAAAUUACUCUAAAGGCUUCGGGGAUUUUCUGCUCCAUCCUCCCCGAGGAGCUCUUGGGCACGGAAUGGACGAAACGGAACAGCUCGCUCGCUGUCAAUGUUCGGGCCAUGUCCACACUCUCUACCGACAUCUCCAAUCUGGUGUCGGACUCUGUCCUCCAGCUGGAAGAGCCCAAAAAGCGAGCCGUCAUCAUCAAGCAAUGGGUCAAGAUUGCAAACAAAUGCUUGGAGAUGCACAACUACGACACUCUCAUGGCGAUCGUCUGCUCACUGGAUUCGACCAACCUGAAGCGGAUGAAGAGAACCUGGGACUAUGUGCCCCAAAAGACGAAGACAAUCCUUGACGACAUGUGCAAGAUCAUUGAUGUCUCGAAAAAUUAUGCGGUCCUGCGGCAACGCAUUCAAGCCCAGAUACCGCCCUGCCUCCCGUUCAUCGGUGUCUACCUGACCGAUCUUACAAUGGUGGAUUCCGCCAAUCCCUCCACGAGACCGUUGUCGAUUGACGGCGGGGCGACAUCCGUGAUCAACUUGGACAAGCACAUGAAGACGGCCAAGAUCAUCUCGGACCUGCAAAGGUUCCAAGCUCCUUACCGGUUCGUCGAGGUCUCUGAGCUUCAGACGUGGAUGCAGGACCAACUCAUCAGGGUCCGAUCUGCUGGGGACAAGAGUUUCCAACUACACUAUCGUCGAUCCCUGAUUCUGGAACCCAAGGAACCCAACAGAAGCCCCAACCCUGAAGCCGGGUCCGGGAAGGACAAGGACAAGUUUGACUUUCUCACCUGGGCUCACUUGGCUCCAAGGGAAAAGACACUUUCCAUCUCGGGCUAA
Molecule: messenger RNA, 3426 nt
Organism: Cladophialophora yegresii CBS 114405
Lineage: Eukaryota; Fungi; Ascomycota; Eurotiomycetes; Chaetothyriales; Herpotrichiellaceae
Exons: 1
Coding region: 1-3426 (1141 amino acids)
Biological process (GO): Ras protein signal transduction; positive regulation of GTPase activity
Cellular component (GO): plasma membrane
Molecular function (GO): guanyl-nucleotide exchange factor activity; protein binding
Source: RefSeq, a predicted model, not a curated record